Messenger RNA from Chilo suppressalis (striped riceborer), 2798 nucleotides. Lineage: Eukaryota; Metazoa; Arthropoda; Insecta; Lepidoptera; Crambidae. The record is from the annotation of a GenBank genome assembly.
GUCAAAUAGACAAUUUUAAUAUUUUAAAUUAUUACAUGACUUUUUGAAUAAAAUCUAAUAAAAGUGAUCGAUAAUGUCGCCGCAAACGCUGAAAUUGCUGAUGAUGUUCUUUCUCGCAGCUGCGCUCUUGAAUUUGACCAAUUAUGUCUUUUAUUGGUUUUACGAUCCACCGUCACAUAAAGCUGUGAAGGUCAACUUACACAUAAAACUGCCAAAGACGAGACACUUCAUUAUGAAAAAGCGCAUAACUCGCACUAUCGAUUGGAUGGCAUCUCUUAUAUGUAAUAACAACACGAACAACGCAAGCACAGAUAAGUUCUCGCCGACUGAAGAAGCGCCAGAUCAUCCAGCCACAGCACCCCCGGCAGAUUACCGGGAGCAGAGCUCUGAAACCAAUUCAUUUUACUAUUAUAACGGCAUACGAAUGGGUCCGGUCGUCUGUCCCAAGACGCCGCCUGGCUUAGGCCCUGUGGAUGCUAAUGAAAAGAUCGAUUUCAGUGUUAUAGAGAAUUUGUACUCUUUACUUCAGUCCGGUGGUAUUUAUGAAGAGACUUCGUGCACACCCCGACAAACCGUUGCUAUCAUUGUGCCAUACAGAGACCACACGAAUCAAAUUACCGAAUUCCUUUAUUCGCUACAUCCAAUAUUGAUCAAGCAGCAGUUGGAAUACCAAAUAUUUUUAAUUGAACAAGAAAACAAGACUCAGCCUUUGAACAGAGGAAAGCUUUUCAAUGUGGGCUUCACCGAGGCUCAGAAAAUGAAGAAGAACGGUGGCUGGCGGUGUAUAGUUUUUCACCAUUUCGACUUGGUGCCCCUGGACACGCGCAACCUCUACCGUUGCUCGGACCAACCGCGUCAGCUGGUUCUCUCGCUUAAUACGAAUCAGUCAUAUGAAUUUCAAUUUGGAGGAGCUUUAGCCAUCAAACCUCAUCAGUUUUUGAAAAUCAAUGGAUUUUCUAAUCUGUACAUUGGAAACGAUGCUGUGUAUGAUGAUUUGACAGCAAGAUUGACCAGCGCUAAUUUCACAAUAGCUAAAAGUGAAGCUGCUAUUGCUACAUACAAGCUUUUACCGUCAAUAAAUAACAGCGAAGAUAAUGUCAAUAGCAACCAGUCUCAAAAAAUCCAAACUUCUUCUCCGCUAAAUCUGCUCGAUGGACUUUCGACACUUACAUAUACCAUCAGUAAUUUAGACCUGAAGUCAUUGUACACUUUGAUAGAAGUUGAUCUAGACACGGAGUCCAGGAGUCAUGGACCUGGAACAGUUAGCGAAAAACUUUGGGACAAACUUCUCAACCACGCUACCAGCACAGCUAGUAAACGAACGUCAAACUUGUAAUCUACCUAGAUAGAAAAUUAUAAAUUGCUAUGCAUCAACUUUUGUUUUAUAAAUUAGGUAGGUACCUAAACCUUUGAAAUAAAAACAUAGAUAUUAUUAUAAAGGUAGGUAGACAAGUAUGUCAACGAAGAAUAUAGUGGAUGAAGGCCAUUAUAAUAUACAGGAUUAUAGGGAAAGGCGACCUAGAUAUAUAAGGACAUUAUUAUUUAGAUCAUUGCUGAUAGAUUUGAAUCAAGGACCACAGCUCGCUCUGUGUAUCCGUGCCGGCUCUAUCUUAAAUACGACUCUGGCUACUGCCCUGCGACCGAUGCAUGCAACAUCUUCCUCCUCUGCAAUGGUAUGGUUGGAUUCUGGCCAAGCGACAGUUUAUCCUUUCUAGCCUUUGAGUAAGAAUAACGGGAGACGCCAUUACAGGCAUUUCCCUCUGUCCAAAGGUACAAGAAAAUUGAUCUAGUACGUUUAUAAAAACUACACUCGCAAGCAAAAGUCUGGAAUCACUAACUUGAAAUUGGUUCCACGCGAUCUUAUAUACUAUAUAUUUUUUUAAUAAAAUUAACAUCAUUUUAAAGGUUCCACCCCUAACUUUAACUGAUACCGAAUUCAUUAAAAUCAAGCCAGUAUAGAAGCUAUCCUGGAUGAAGUGAAGGAAUAACGAAAAAGACUUUUUUCAAUUGUUUGAUAAGUCGCAAGUUGUGACCUAUUGACCCCCUAUAAAAGCACCUGUUAUUGGUUUUUCACACAUCUCCGCUACUUUUGAUCCUUUAACUUGUAUGACAAUGGAGAGAACACCUACAGAAGCAGCACAAAUCGUGACCCUAUUGCAAGAAGAGCUCAGCCAGCGGGUUGUCGUUCGUCGGCUCCACAUAAGCCAGUCCUGUGUUUCGAAAGUUUACAAGCGUAUUUCUUCGUAAACCUCAAAAACACACGGACACAAAGCGGCGGCCUCCAUAAGUUCAGACGCGGAACGAUAAGUAGUUGUUUUUACCAUUGCCGACGUGUACAAAUCAGCGUUUAAUGUAGUUGUAGGGGUCUCUGCGCUCGUCACAUUGUAUACAGUUGUAACUCCUCCCAAUGCGCUAUCACAUACUCGACUAUAGCAAGUCUAAUCUCAUACGACGACUUAUUAUUCCCAUACAUAGAAAAAGACAAAGAAUGAAAUAAACACGAACCAUCGCCAGGUAUUGGGACAACCCAGAACCCGAAAAGGAUAGUACGGCCAUACCGAAAUUUUACAAACAAGUAAUAACGUGUAAAAAAAGUGUAAAAAUAAAUUGCACCAAGGGAAUCAACUGAAUAAUCUGAAUCUCAAGAUUCUGUUACCGUUAGGUAUAUAACUUCCUCGGUUAUAAUAACUUUUACUUGCUUACUGAUUCGUUCUUAUAUAGUAGAUAAUUAAUUAUAAUGUAAAACGUGAGAACUUUUAUUGUACUGCUGGUUACAUCAUAUUAGCUUAUCAAAAAAA